AUGGCGUCGUCAUCCACUCCAGCAACUCCUCUCCUCUACUCGUGCAUCGCGCACAACACCACCAUCCUCUCCGAGUGCACCACCUCGGCAUCCUCGCAGACGUCGUCCCUGGCCUCCCUCAUCCUCCCCAAGAUCGAGCACACCAACCCUCAGAAGCUCACCUACACGCACGGCCAGCACCAGAUCCACUAUGUCGCCGAGGCUCCCUCUGAGCACCCCGACUCCCCUUCAGCCGGCGGCCUGACGUUCCUCGUCAUCGCCGACUCGUCGCUCGGCCGUAGGGUGCCGUUUGGCUUCCUGUUCGAGAUCCGCAAGCGCUUCUUCCAGCAGUUCCACGAGAGCAGCGACUUCUCCGACAUGCCCAACUACGGCGCGGCGUCGUUCAACUCGGAGCUCAAGAACCUCAUGGUGGACUACGGCACCACGAGCGGCGGCCGCGACGACGCCAUCGGCAACGCGCGCCGCGAGAUUGACGACGUGAGGGGCAUCAUGACAAAGAACAUCGAGAGCCUUCUCGAGCGCGGCGAGCGCCUGGACCUGCUGGUGGACAAGACGGACCGUCUCGGGGGCAGCGCGCGAGAGUUCCGGGUGCGCAGCCGGGGUCUCAAGCGCAAGAUGUGGUGGAAGAAUGUCAAGCUCAUGGGUCUGCUUGCGCUGGUGGUAUUCCUCAUCAUCAUGGCGAUUGUCAUUGCGGUCAAGAACGGGUCGAAUUAA
This is a messenger RNA of Fusarium keratoplasticum, 714 nucleotides long. Its product is annotated as Synaptobrevin-like protein YKT6. Gene Ontology annotation, cellular component: membrane. The transcript is spliced from 2 exons. The coding region runs from base 1 to 714 and encodes 237 amino acids. Gene Ontology annotation, biological process: vesicle-mediated transport. NCBI's taxonomy places the organism in Eukaryota, Fungi, Ascomycota, Sordariomycetes, Hypocreales, Nectriaceae. The record is from RefSeq and is a predicted model, not a curated record.